GUCCAGGAAUAUUGUAGACAUGGCCGCCAUCGCUGUCGCUCGCGCAUACCAACACUCCUUUGAUACGAGGCCGAAUGCUACGCUUGCAGUCGCCGGAGGCGCGCUCACAGCGCUUGGAGACGUCGUCGCCCAGGUCACGCAAAAUAUCCGUGCGAGGCGGGAGUUACACCACACAAGACCACAGUACGACGCAAAACGGACGUUACGCUUCUUUAUCUUUGGGGCUGCGAUGAGUCCAUUUAUUGGCCGCUGGAACAAGUUUCUGGAAUGGAGAUUCCCUCUGCGGUCGGAAGGCGGGAAGAUUAGCAUGAGCUCACUGACGAAGCGGGUGGCCGCAGACCAGAUCAUUAUGGCGCCCAUAGGCCUCACAAUGUUCCUCGGCGGUAUGGGGAUCAUGGAGGGUCGCGACCUCAACCAUAUCAAGGGGAAGUUCCGUGACCUGUACAAAGAGGCCAUUAUCGCCAACUGGAAGGUCUGGCCUGCGGUGCAGAUCAUCAACUUCAGAUCCAUGCCCCUGCCAUAUAGAGUACCCUUUCAGCAGAGUUGCGGUGUGUUUUGGACACUGUAUCUGUCGUUGCUGAACUCGAGUGAAGAGUGCAAACAGGAACUGGAGGAUAACCUUCGCCGUACUUUGGAUUGAGGUGACGCUUCCGGUAGACGCUGGCAGUAGACUUGGGCUCUGGAUUUUUCAUUGCACUACUUAUUCAUACUUGCAUGGAUCCUACCUCUUGUCAUCUUCAUCCGCGGAAGGAAGGAGUGUUAUAGAGGAAGAGGAUGAUAUAUUGUAAUGUAUCUUUAGUUAUCUUAAUCGGUUGUACGAGGAUAGGGACUAAUAGUUUCAUCCGGAGGGGCAGGUUAGGGGUAGAUGCUCGACUUGCUUUACUCGGUUUGUAUUAGAAUGCAAUACCAUUUUGGUUGUCCC
Messenger RNA from Stereum hirsutum FP-91666 SS1, 922 nucleotides. RefSeq lists its product as uncharacterized. The transcript is spliced from 6 exons. Lineage: Eukaryota; Fungi; Basidiomycota; Agaricomycetes; Russulales; Stereaceae. Bases 20 to 640 code for a protein of 206 amino acids. Gene Ontology annotation, cellular component: cytoplasm; membrane. The record is from RefSeq and is a predicted model, not a curated record.